AUGGCGGCAAAUCCAGCCUCCGAACUUGCUUCAGCUGUCCAAUCCGUCCACCUCAAGCGCGACCCUUCACCCGAGCACGACGUCAAUCCUUCAACCGCGGCAUCGAAGAAAAUCCCAGGGAAUCUCGAGCCCGUGUCACCUACACCCUCUCCUCCUCGCUCUCGUUCUCAAUCCCUCAACUCCGCCGCCACCUCUGAAUCCACGUCCACGAUCCCCAGUGAAAUCAUCCAGGCGCGUCCACGCCGGAAAUCGUUCCCGCCCAUCCCAGACUUUCGCUUCGAACAAUCCUACCUAGCGAGCAUCAAGAACGCCGAUACGAAUUGGAAAGUAGCUUUCAUCACCAUCCGUGAUCAGGUGUUCUUGCCGCUGAUGCAGGGCAUCUUGUGGAACUUGGUCAUGUUUGGCUGGCGACAUUGGAACCGUGGGAGUAAAUUCCAAGGCCGGAGCUUGGGUGCUAGAGUCAGGAAAUGGUGGUGGGGAGUGAAUAAUUGGCCCAGCGAGGCCAACGCGAAUGGGGCCAAGGAUGCGAAGAUAUUGAGAAAGGCAGAGGAUUUCUUUGUGGAUCGGUUCGGGACUUCGUUGGGUGAUUGA
Molecule: messenger RNA, 591 nt
Organism: Rhinocladiella mackenziei CBS 650.93
Lineage: Eukaryota; Fungi; Ascomycota; Eurotiomycetes; Chaetothyriales; Herpotrichiellaceae
Exons: 1
Coding region: 1-591 (196 amino acids)
Biological process (GO): mitophagy
Molecular function (GO): mitochondrion autophagosome adaptor activity
Source: RefSeq, a predicted model, not a curated record